Messenger RNA from Camponotus floridanus (Florida carpenter ant), 1299 nucleotides. RefSeq lists its product as uncharacterized. The coding region runs from base 210 to 1205 and encodes 331 amino acids. NCBI's taxonomy places the organism in Eukaryota, Metazoa, Arthropoda, Insecta, Hymenoptera, Formicidae. The record is from RefSeq and is a predicted model, not a curated record. The transcript is spliced from 7 exons.
ACAAAAACGUAUGGAACGUUCGAAAACGUCAAGCGGAAUGAUAUUCGUGAUUUUGGUUUCUGACUCGUUUUAAGGCUUGCUCCUGUUUGCUUCCAGUACUUCAGGAGAAAUAUAAUACGGUUGAAGCGUUCGAAUUUGAAUGAAUAAAGCGCGAAAAAUAAACGCGCGUAUUCUUAAAUCGCGAGACGAUUAUUGGAGUUUCGGAGAACAUGCCAAGCAUCAGAGUGAUCGACGGUGACACGGGAAUUGUUCAUACGUUGGAAGUUUCUCAGGAAGAUGCCGCAAAGGCUAAUCAAGAUCCCUUAUUCGCGACGCAACUUAUGCACAAUUAUGAAGCGAUAAUUGUGCAGAGUCCUGAUCAAGCUGUUGUUGAAACAGAAUCUUCUGGCAAUGGUCCAUUAUCUCAUACCACGGUACAAGAAUUUUCUCAAGAUUUUUCUCAUGAUUCUUCUCAAGAAAAGGAUGGUUUUCGUUGGCCGCAUGAAGCAAUUAUUUUGCUUCUCACAGUAUAUAAAGAUCAGGAACACCAAAUUGUAUCUGGAACAAUGACAAUGAAAAAGUUUUGGGCUAUAAUUGCCAAUCAAUUAAUCAAAAAAGGUUAUAAUGUCAAUGCUUCUCAGUGCAAAAGUAAAAUGGCAGGUUUAAAAAAUACCUAUAAAAGUGUGAAAGAUCAUAAAGGAAAGAGUAAAUACAACAAAUAUCGAACAUGGCGAUAUUAUGAUAUUAUGGAUGAAAUAUUCAAGAGAAGACCAUGGGUGACUAAGGUCCUUACAUCAGAUAGUCCAACCUCAUCUUCUGAAUAUAUAGAUAAAAAAAGAGGUUUAUCUCCAUGUAAAACUGAAUUGCCUUCCAAGCGCUUAAAACAGUUUGGUAUGUUGGAGAAUAUAAUUGCUGUCACAGAGGAAAAUACUACUAUACGAAGAAAGAUGCAUGAAGAAGCAAUGGCUCGCCAGGAUAAGUUACUCGAUAUUUUAGGAAAAAUACCCAGUAAUUCAACCUCAUCACAUGAAAACAAUGCUGAUAAUGAAAGAAGUAAUUCCUGUAAAAUAGAAUUACCUUCCAAAUAUUUGAAGCAAUAUGCUUUGUUAGAAAGGAUAAUUGCUGUUAUGGAGGAAAGUACGACCGAAAGGAAAAGGAUGCAUGAAGAAGCAAUGGCUCGUCAGGAUAAAUUACUUGACAUCCUGGAAAAAAUAUUAAACAAAUAGCAGCAUGACACAUAUAUGUAUAUAUAGUCUAAUUAUUGAGCUAUGCAUAGAAAGUUUUGUGAUAUUUUGUACUAACUAAAGACAAUAAUUUUUA